AGCCAAUUGCUCGACUUGCUGGGACCCACGAAUUGCCGCUGCAUUCUUUCUUUUCCUCAUUUCCACUGAUUGGUCACCCAAUCAAACAGCCGGUGCAUUUGCUCUUAUGGGGUGUUCUUCAAUAAUAGAGAUAUUUCUGUGUUGAUUGAUCAGUCUAGCUAUCGAACUCCUAGCUCCCUCAUGGCUUCUUCUUCUGUACUGGUUAUAUUCUUACUCAGUACUGUUUUGAUUAUUAUCUCGAUCAUGCCCAAUGUAAAAGCUCAAAGAAACCACUCCAAAUCCAAUUUUAACAUCAGCCUGGGCUCCUCUCUAUCCCCCAAUGUUGAUAACCUCAGUAUUUCUUCAUGGUUGUCAUCUUCUGGCCGUUUCGCCUUCGGUUUCUACCCACAAGGCAACGGCUUUGCUGUUGGUAUACGGCUUCUUGAUCCACCAAACAACACAGUUGUGUGGACUGCAAAUCGAGAUGACCCCCCUGUCUCCCCAAACUCUACACUGAAACUAACAAGAGACGGUCUCUUGCUUCGAUCAGAGGGAGGCAAAGAAAUACCUAUUGCUAAUGGCUCAAGUUUACAAGCGACUGGUGCUUCAUCAAACUCAUCAACUGCGUCUGCAGCUAUGCUCGACUCCGGAAACUUUGUACUGUAUGAUAAGACUUCUCAUGUUAUCUGGGAGAGCUUCGGUCUCCCAACGGAUACAAUACUGGGAGGCCAAGAUUUGUGGCCGCCCAUGGGUCUGGUAUCUAGUGCAUCUGUUGUAGACCACUCCAGCGGGCAAUUUUCCUUGGUGAUGCAGGAUGAUGGACACCUUGUAGCCUACCCGCCAAACAGUUCUUCUGCUUAUUGGGCUUCUAUGACCUAUAGUGGUUUCCAUCUUACUCUCAACCUAUCAGGCUUUCUCGUUUUGAGUAGCCAAUCCAGUGAUCUGAUUGUUCAGGUCUUGGCAAACGGCUCGUACCAUCACCCACAAGACAAUCAAACCACAAUCUACCGAGCAACGCUUGAUGUCGAUGGGAAUUUCAGAUUGUACUUGCAUAACUUUCUGAUGUCCGGUAGUUCAGAGGGAGCUGUAAUGGCUAUUUGGUCAGCUUUGCAAGAUCCUUGCGACGUCAAAGGCAUUUGUGGCUUCAACAGUUAUUGUGAAGUAGUCAUGCAAAAGAAAGCAGCUGAAGUAGAGUGCAAAUGUUACCCUGGAUUUGUUUACAACAACGCCAGUCAGAAGUCUCUCGGGUGCUAUCAUAAUUUCCCUGUAGACGGCUGCACCAGAAAUGAAGAGCCACGGCUGUGGUACACGGUAGAGGCCUUGGACAAUACAUCGUGGAAUAAUCAAUCUUAUUCAGUGACACCAAAUCAAAACAAGGAAGAUUGCAGUGACUCUUGCCUGGGAGACUGCAAUUGUUGGGCUGUGCUAUAUACAGAUGCUGAUUGCAGAAAAUACAACCUUCCACUUUUAUAUGGCAAAACAACUUCAAAUAUAUUCUCUAAGGGUUUCGUCAAAGUGCUUCUAACCAAACGCCCGACGGUAAAUGAAAGCAAGAAUAAUAGUCUAAUUCUAAUUCUUGCCAUCACUCUGGGUUCCAUUGCAUUCUUGUGUUUUGUCUUUGCCAUCUCGAGUUUCACCAUAUACAAGCACCGAGUUCAUAGGUACAAGAAGCUGUUAAAACAUUCGAGUUUGGCAUUAGCUGAACAAGAGUACUUCACUUUACAAUCGUUUUCUUAUGCUGAGCUCGAAAGAGCAACAUAUGGCUUCAAGGAAGAGAUAGGAAGGGGUACUUUCGGAGCUGUUUAUAAAGGAACUCUAUCCGGGGGCAGCUCUAACAAAACUGUUGCUGUUAAAAGACUGGAGAACGUGGUUGAUGAAGGAGUAAGGGAAUUUAUAGCUGAAAUUACCACCAUUGGACGAACUCACCACAGAAACUUAAUUCAGUUGCUUGGUUUCUGUAUUGAGGGUUCUCGGAAGCUUCUUGUUUAUGAAUACAUGAGCAAUGGCUCACUUGCGGAUCUUAUCUUUAAGGCCAAAAGUGUGCACUCAUCUUGGAAAGAAAGGGUAAGACUUGUAUUCGAUGUGGCUAAAGGGGUCCUCUAUUUACAUGACGAAUGCAGUGUCCAUAUCAUUCACUCCAAUUUGAAACCCCAAAACGUACUCUUGGAUCAUACUUGGACGGCUAAGAUAUCUGAUUUCGGUUUGGCUAGGCUGGUGCCAAAUGAAACAAAAAUCAACUCUACUGGAGGAGGAGGAGGAGCGGGAACAGUCGAAGAGGUGAGAAGAGGUUACUUGGCGCCUGAAUGGCAGAAGAAUGCUCUGAUAUCUGUAAAAGCUGAUAUCUACAGUUUUGGUAUUGUGCUUCUAGAGAUUGUAUGUUGUAGAAGAAACAUUGAAGUAAAUGUUUCAACACCAGAUGAGAUAAUUCUUUCGAGUUGGGUCAGUAAAUGCUUUGCUGCUGGAGAAUUAGAUAAGCUUGUGGAGAACGAUGAAAAUGUAGAUUUGAAGACCCUAGAAAGAAUGGUGAAGGUGGGGUUGUGGUGUGUUCAACAUGAUCCAGCUUUGCGUCCUUUGAUGAAGAAUGUAAUCUUGAUGUUGGAAGGGACAAUGGACAUACCAGUUCCCCCAUGUCCAGAGCUUCCCUCUCUUGUUUGAUGAAUGUGUUUCCAACUUAUCUCUUGAUAAAUUAUGUAUACGUGUUUAUAGGAAUAAGUGAAUAACCUAGACUAAUCGAUUUAGACUCUUUCAUACUAAUUUGGUGUUGGUGAAGAUUAGUCUCUUCUAGCUGAAGAAAUGUUUCUGGACUCUGUUCUGUAAAUUAAGAUAUAGAUAUAUAUAUUGUACUCAAUAAUCAAUAUAAGACCACGUUUAUUCAUUACAAUUAA
Molecule: messenger RNA, 2864 nt
Organism: Rosa rugosa (rugosa rose)
Lineage: Eukaryota; Viridiplantae; Streptophyta; Magnoliopsida; Rosales; Rosaceae
Product: G-type lectin S-receptor-like serine/threonine-protein kinase LECRK3
Exons: 1
Coding region: 181-2634 (817 amino acids)
Biological process (GO): protein phosphorylation; recognition of pollen
Molecular function (GO): protein serine/threonine kinase activity; ATP binding
Source: RefSeq, a predicted model, not a curated record